AUGAAGAUUAUUUCUCGUGCUCAUGGCAGUGCAUUGCUCUUGUUAGCUGUGCUCUUGAACUUGGCUCAAAGUGCGCCUCAACCCAUACCGCAGAACGAUAAUAAAGAGUCACCAGCCGACAAGGCCAAGAAAGUGCCUCAAGGUAUUAGCCAAGCCAAAGAUGGCUCCGUCAUUCUUGAUACUACGGAGAUGGUAAACGGGCUUGAGAUCCGCUUCCGCAUCAGUGGCCCUGCUGGACAGUUCACCAAAAUGAGUAAAGUUCCCGGAGGGGGGAAAGAGCCCGACUCAAAGGGCGACAUCGGCCUCCAUGUUUUGCUACAUGGUGACAGUGGACAGUCUUUCUUUGAUAUGCCAAACCAGGGCGUCAAGAAUAACUUGGCUGGUGUGACUGUCCUCGCUCCUGACAAAAACCUCCACUGGGGCGGUGGUAGAGGCUUCAACCGAACCAAUGGAGUGGCCCACGCACAAGCUGUCAACGACCUUGUCCAAAAGACGCUGCCUAAGUACAUGGCAUUCAAUGCAUCUAAUGUAUAUUUCACUGGCAUCUCUGGCGGCUCGCUCAUGCUCUCUGGGUACUUCAUCCCAGCUCACUUGGGCAAUUUUGCGGGCAACGGUGUCAUGUUAGGAUGCGGCGCGAUGGAGCCUCGGGUAACCAUCGAGUCAUCGUCGCGUGACGCUAUAAUGAAAACUCGAAUUCACUAUCAGUCUACUCAGAAGGAAUCCCAGAACCUUCAAGGGUCUAUCAAAGCCGCCAUCAAGGUCUAUGAGCAGGUCGCUGCGGACAAAGGAAUGAAGAAAGACAAGAUAAACAAGCUUCAAACGGCCAACAACAAACCGAACGGGGGGCACUGCCAGUUCGAUGGGAAAGGAUUCGCUUCUGGAAUUCAACUGAUUUCUGAUAACUAUCCUGCGAUUAUGCAGCGGGGUGGAAAUGGCAACGUGCCAGGAAUCGGAAACGUCUUACAAGGCGUUUCAGGGCAAGAGCUGAAGUUUAGCGGCGCAAAUUAG
Molecule: messenger RNA, 1008 nt
Organism: Colletotrichum truncatum
Lineage: Eukaryota; Fungi; Ascomycota; Sordariomycetes; Glomerellales; Glomerellaceae
Source: RefSeq, a predicted model, not a curated record